Thlaspi arvense is the source of this 3330-nucleotide messenger RNA. NCBI's taxonomy places the organism in Eukaryota, Viridiplantae, Streptophyta, Magnoliopsida, Brassicales, Brassicaceae. The record is from the annotation of a GenBank genome assembly.
UAACCAUUAAGUAGAGUGAUUAAUGAUUUUAAUUAAAUUUGUUUUUCUUCCCUAUCUCUAAUAAUGACUAUUGUCGCACCUUCUCUUUCUCAAGCCUUCUCGUGCCAUUUAUAAACUGCCGAUUCUUCUUCUUCGAUCUCUCUCCGAAUUUUUUCUUCAAUAAAUUUCGGAAGCUUUAUCGAUUUGUUUAUAUACUUGCUAGUUUUUGUUUUGCCCUUUUCGUUUCGCCAUUCACGAAGUACUCGGAAGCGAAGAGGAAAUUGAAAUUUGGGGAAUUUCUGGCUGAUAGAUUGGUGUUAUUAUGAAUAUCAGGUGAGAUAGAUUAAGAGGACAAACUGGGUGUGAAAUUUCCGAAUCGUUUCGAUGUCGAGGAUUUUGUUCUAUCGUGAUUUAUAUUUCCCCCGGGAAACUCGUUGCAGUUGUGAUGUUGUGGUUUAGAUUCUGAGUUUGAGGAAGCUCUUGUGUGUAUUUUGUUAAUUGGAUUUUUGAACAAAGCAAGAAGCAAAAGGGGAUUGCUCAGGGGUUUCGUUGAGGUGUGAGGGAUGACUGAUAUCGAUCCUCUGCAACAAAAAUCGGAGUCUAUGGAUGGUUCCGGUGCUGAGUUCGAUCGAGGUUUCGAGGAUUUCAUGGACGACUGCAUCUCGUUCGAGUCGUGCAGCUCGGUUCACAGUCCAGGCAAUGAUGACCAAGAGGACGAACAUCUUUUGAGGAGGAGGAGGAGGUCUGAGCUCCAAGGGGUUGAUAUAGCUGAAUCCUCUGCUGCGAGAAGGCGGCAGUCGCGGAUUCUGAGCCGUUGGGCUGCAAGGCAGGCUCAGGAGAUGAUCACCACCAUUGAGAGGAGGAACCGCGAGUCCGAACUCAUUGCGAUUGCUGGCUUGCACGCUGUCUCCACGCUCGACUCUUCUUUCCUUAGGGAGUCGCAGUCUCUCUCUUCGAGGCGUCAGGCCGCUGAUGCUGAUGCUGCUGCUGUUGAGAGGCCUAGAACUCAAGCGUCCGGGAUUUUGCAGAUGUGGAGAGACUUGGAAGAUGAACAUGUACUGAACAGGGCGCGUGAGAGGAUGAGGCUGAGGCGAAGAAAUGCUGUUUUGCCUGGCUCUAAUGCCUCUGAGAGCCAGGUGGGUGAAAACAUUGAGAGCCUGAGGGGAUCGAGUGAGAGUGAGAAUGAUUAUGGGUCGUCCAGUAGAGAACAGUCUCCAGAUCUUGGCGAUGGUGGUGAGAGUGAGAGGGUGAGACAGGUUAUGCGUGGAUGGACUGAUACUGGAAUCAGUGAUCAUCCGUCUAAUGUAAGACAGAGAGACGAUAACCGUAGAGGAGAAUGGCUCGGUGAUACGGAGAGAGAGAGAGUCAGGAUUAUCAGGGAGUGGAUGCAAAUGACAAGUCAGCAGAGAGGAGCUCGUGCAAGUCGAAGGGAAGAUCAACAACGAUCUCUUGGCUCACAAGAUGACAGGAAUCAUGAGACUUCACAAGUUCAGAGGGUCCGUGAAGGGUUAGCCCUUGAGAAUGAGGAAGGGCGGCGGGAGCAUACCCGUAGAGACUUGCGGAGACCACGAGGGAGGCAAGCGUUAGUUGAUUUGCUCAUGAGGAUUGAAAGAGAGCGACAGGGAGAGCUUCAGGGUUUGUUGGAGCAUCGUGCAGUCUCUGAUUUUGCUCAUCGCAACCGGAUUCAGUCGCUUCUUAGAGGAAGAUUCUUACGGAACGAGACACCUGAAGAGGAAGUUAGAGCUCCAUCAAUUGCAGCAAGUGAACUUCGCCAGCUAAGAGAAAGGCAUACAGUUUCUGGUUUGCGGGAAGGAUCCCGUGACAGGCUAGAAAGCAACACUAAUGGCGAUAACACCAAUACUUCCACGAAUAACCGAACAAUAGCUAAUACUGCUGUGGAUUCUCAGCGGCUAAAUGAGGGUUUAAAUUCUUCUAGGCAGGGGAAUGAUACCCCCCUCUUACCUAAUGAUUUGGGCAGCUCGGGAAGAAACCGAGUAAAUGCAGGUCAAAACAGGGUUGGGCCUGAAGUUUUCACAACAGACGAGAGGCAAAAUCCGCUGCAAGCAACAUUAAGCCAGUUCAGUGAAAGGGAUAAUGUUAACGCAGAUCUAAACGGGCAAGAAAUCUCAGUCAAUGACCUGCACCACAAUGAAAGUGGAAAUUCAGAUGAAACUAUUGUAGUAGAAGGUCAGAGUGUAGGGCCUGCAGAUAGCUCUAGACAAUCUGAUGGUAAUUGGCCUGAGUCACGGUUUGGAGCCCCAAGGAAUCGUCGUGUGGUAUCAAUGAGAAGAUUAAACAGGCUCCAUCUACCUGAUGACGAUAAUGCUAACAGCAUUGAACUUCGAGAGCUACUAAGCAGGAGAAGUGUUUCUAACCUUCUACGUAGUGGUUUUCGUGAGAAUCUGGAUCAACUAAUACAGUCAUAUGCUGAGAGGAGAGGAGGGCUUGCUCACGCGGACUGGGAUUUGCAACCAGGAAGACCAGAUUCUCUAGAACAUCGUACAGAGCAACCAGGGUUUCUACAGCACGAGGAUCAACUUGAUGGCAUCAGUCGAUCACAAACGCUGUCAACUCCACCAAUGCCACCACCGCAGCCGAUAUGGCAUCACAGUAGCUACGCUCGUCACUCCUUGCAUCGAUCUGAACUUGAAUGGGAGAUAAUGAACGACCUGAGAGGAGACAUGGCGAGACUUCAGCAAGGAAUGAGUCAUAUGCAGAGGACUUUAGAGACCUGUGUGGAUAUGCAGUCUGAGCUGCAGCGUUUGGUUAGGCAAGAGGUUUCUGCGGCUUUAAACCGAUCUACUGGUGACAAAGGUCUUGAACCAGGAACAUCCGAGGAUGGGUCGAGAUGGAGCCAUGUAAAAAAAGGGACUUGCUGCGUCUGCUGCGAUACCGACAUAGAUGCCCUCUUGUACAGAUGCGGGCACAUGUGCACUUGCACAAAUUGUGGUAACGAGCUGGUCCGAACAGGAGGGAAAUGCCCAUUGUGUAGAGCGCCUAUUGUCGAGGUCAUCCGAGCCUACUCCAUCGCUUAAUCGCUCUGUAACUGGAGAAGAAUGAAGCUAAAGAGAACGGGAUUGUAUUGAUGUCUGAAUUGUUCCAGCGUUGUAAACUCUCUGAAAGGAAUCCAACCAAGAGCAAAUACAUAUUUAUUCUGUCGUAAUUAGGGCUAUUUUUUUUAGUUACUGAUUGUCAUGUACCUCUGUGUUUAGAGAAAGUAGAUAACUAAUUGAGAGAAAUUUCACAAAGAUGAUGGGAUGAAAUUAUCAUAUUUGUGCAUACAGAUUCACCAUUUCAUGAAUAGCUAAUAUUUUAUGAUACUGCACUUUUCGUUUAAAAAUUAGUUUAUUA